Molecule: messenger RNA, 651 nt
Organism: Nasonia vitripennis (jewel wasp)
Lineage: Eukaryota; Metazoa; Arthropoda; Insecta; Hymenoptera; Pteromalidae
Exons: 4
Coding region: 1-651 (216 amino acids)
Source: RefSeq, a predicted model, not a curated record
AUGGAUACGGAUCAGUCAGAGGCAGAGUUCUCAUACUUAGACUUUAACAUUGAUGGUGUUAAGAUUAAAAAAUCAAGUCUUAAAACCAUGUGGCCUAUUUUGUGCCGAGUGUACUAUAAGCCGAUGCCUAAAAUUUACAAACCAUUUACUGUGUCAGUGUUUUAUGGGAACGGAAAACCUAAAGAUAAUAAUAAGUUCUUUGAACCUUUUAUACUCGAGUUAAACGAAAUUCUUAUGAAUGGAGUUCUUAUCAAGUCUGAAGAAUUUACAGUCAUGGUGAGAAGUUUUGGUUGUGACACGCCUGCCAGAUCACAAGUGAAAGCCUAUAAAGUUGAUGGUGUGACAGUUUAUGCGUCACUUGGAAUCAAAAGAACAGAUGAAGAUUUCAGAUUGUUUGUGGACUCAGAUCAUCACAAUGAUGAAUCACCUCUAUUAGCUAUAACACCAAAGAUUAAUCUCGUUAAUCAGUUUGUUUUAGAUUCCAUGCACUUAUUAUAUUUAGGUUGCAUGCUGAGAUUAUUUGAAAACUGUAUGACCGGUGAUUUGAAUGUGAGAAUAAGUGCAAACCAAAAAAAUUCAAGUUUUGAACAUCUUAACCUCUACAUCAUGGUUGCUACGGUUACGACGUCCUCAGCAUUUCCUACUGCUUAA